Salvia splendens (bonfire salvia) is the source of this 2420-nucleotide messenger RNA. Its product is annotated as subtilisin-like protease SBT3. NCBI's taxonomy places the organism in Eukaryota, Viridiplantae, Streptophyta, Magnoliopsida, Lamiales, Lamiaceae. The transcript has a single exon. Gene Ontology annotation, biological process: proteolysis. The record is from RefSeq and is a predicted model, not a curated record. Gene Ontology annotation, molecular function: serine-type endopeptidase activity. The coding region runs from base 41 to 2371 and encodes 776 amino acids.
AUUCAGCAGAUUUUUAAAUAAAUAACAAGAAAGGCCUUUUAUGUUAGAAUCAAGAAAUCUGAACUGCAUUUCUCAAGCUCCAAACAAGAAAAUGGAGCUGUUUCAGGCAGUUUUAUUGAUUCUGGUAUGUUGGUCUUUGCUUGUUUCAGCAGAGAGAUCAACAUACAUUGUACACAUGGAUAAAUCUUUCAUGCCUAAGGCAUUCUCCACUCACCAUUACUGGUAUUCUUACCUUCUUAAAUCCGCAGCUCGGCUCCACGGCGAUGGAUCCGAGCCAAGGCUCGUCCACACUUACGACAAUGCCUUCCACGGUUUCUCGGCAGUAAUGUCGGAAUCUGAAGUUUCAGCUCUGAAGAAGUCGCCGGGCUUCCUCUCAGCUUAUCCCGAUGAUGUUGUGACGCUUGACACUACUCAUACGUACAAGUUCUUGUCUCUGAACACUGCAACGGGGCUGUGGCCAGGGUCCCAGUAUGGAAAGGACGUGAUCAUUGGGGUCGUGGACACGGGGAUUUGGCCGGAGAGCCCGAGUUUCAACGAUGACGGGAUGACUGAGAUCCCGGCGAGGUGGAAGGGGAUAUGCCAGGCAGGCGACCAAUUCAAUUCGUCGCACUGCAACAAGAAACUCAUUGGAGCAAGAUACUUCAACGAAGGAUCUCGAGCUAGCAAUCCUGAUGUCAACAUCACUAUGAACUCGGCGAGGGAUGAGUCUGGUCAUGGCACUCAUGUGGCAUCCACGGCAGCAGGUAACUACGUCGAUAACGUUUCCUUUUUCGGUUAUGCAGGUGGAAGAGCGCGAGGAGUAGCUCCCCGCGCUCGUCUGGCUGCAUAUAAGGUAACUGGUUGGGAGACGGGGAGUGUCGAAUCUGACGUGCUUGCCGGCAUUGAUCAAGCAGUGGCUGAUGGAGUUGACAUACUGUCGAUUUCUCUGAGCUAUCGCCGUACGAAUCUGUAUGAGAAUCCGAUUGCAAUAGCAGGAUUUGGUGCAAGGGAGAAGGGCAUCCUUGUCUCUGUCUCAGCAGGAAACCGAGGACCGAAUGCUGCAACGCUUCUCGAAGGUAUCCCAUGGGCAGUGAUAGUUGCGUCAGGGACAGUUGACCGAUGGUUCGCCGGAACACUGACUCUCGGAAAUGGCAUAACCAUCACCGGGUGGACUAUGUUUCCGGCGAGAGCCGUGGUCAGAAACUUGCCUGUGGUAUAUAACGAGACUCUGUCUGCCUGCAGCUCGAGUGAGUUACUAGCGGAGGCUCCUGAGCAGAGCAUCAUCAUAUGCAAUAUCACUUUCGAAAGCAUUGAUUUUUCUUCUGUGAUGAGUUAUCUGUCCCAGUCGAAUGUUCGAGCAGCAAUCAUCAUUUCAGAAGAUACAAGCAUACUAAGAUCCACAGAUUUUCCUUUUCUUGGAGUUGUGAUCACGCCCUCGGAAGCAGAGGCUGUGGUCAGUUAUGCAUCAUCAGAUAAUACGCCCACUGCGAGUAUUGAUUUCCAACAGACCAUUCUUGGAACCGAGCCGAGAGCUGCUCCGGCCCUUUCAGCUUCCUCGUCGAGAGGCCCUGGCCGAAACUAUCGACCAAUCUUGAAGCCCGAUAUAAUGGCUCCGGGAGUCCUCAUCUUAGCAGCAUAUAAUCCUUAUUCGUCUGAAGCUAGUAUUGGAAGAAACAUAUUUCUUGCAAGCGACUACACCCUUCUGUCUGGAACUUCAAUGGCUUGCCCUCAUAUAUCUGGCAUUGCUGCACUCCUCAAAGCAGCACAUCCCGAGUGGAGCCCUGCAGCUAUCCAGUCUGCAAUGAUGACCACGGCAAAUCCACGGGAUAACACCAACCAACCGAUCAAGGACAUGGCAUUCAACUAUCGUCUUGCUACCCCUUUAGGCAUGGGAGCAGGGCAAGUUGAUCCAAACCGUGCACUUGACCCAGGUCUCGUUUAUGAUGCAACAGUGCAAGAUCACGUCAAUCUUGUCUGUUCCAUGAAUUUCACCUCCGAACAAACACGCACCAUCAUCAGAUCAAGUUACAACUGCUCAAACCCAUCCUCGGACUUGAACUACCCGUCUUUUAUGUUUCAGUACGAAACUGAAGAAAACAGAACAACCACAGCUCAGUUCAAGAGAACGCUCACAAACGUAGGGAACAGAGCAGCUACAUACAAAGUCAAGGUAGAAGAACCAAAGAAUGCCACAGUCAUAAUAUCACCAGAGACAUUAGUUUUCAGGAAGAAAUAUGACAAGCGAAGCUAUUCCAUGACUAUUCGUUACACGAGUAUCAGCGAGAUCGAGCUCGAGACAGCAGAUGGCUCACUCACUUGGAUUGAAGUGAAUGGCAAGCACACAGUCAGAAGCCCCAUUGUGGUCUAUCCUAGGCUCGACAAUGAUGAUUAGUUUCUGCAAUCAUGUUUUAAUUGAAAAAUGCAUUCCAUGCUUUUGUUCA